Messenger RNA from Fonsecaea erecta, 567 nucleotides. RefSeq lists its product as hypothetical. Gene Ontology annotation, biological process: fatty acid biosynthetic process. The coding region runs from base 1 to 567 and encodes 188 amino acids. Gene Ontology annotation, molecular function: holo-[acyl-carrier-protein] synthase activity; magnesium ion binding. NCBI's taxonomy places the organism in Eukaryota, Fungi, Ascomycota, Eurotiomycetes, Chaetothyriales, Herpotrichiellaceae. The transcript has a single exon. The record is from RefSeq and is a predicted model, not a curated record.
AUGCGAGCCCCCUUCCCGCUGGCGCUGCGCAUCGGCACCGACAUCGUGGCCACGACCCGCAUCUCGUCGCUGUUGAAAUCCGACGUACGACGCCUGGUGCGCCUCACCAAUCGAUUCCUGGUGCCCCUGGAGCUGGAGGAUCUCAGACGCCGCUUCCCGUACUGGGAUUAUUCCGACGCAACGACAGAUGCAGAUCACCAGCUCGCGAGGCAGCAGCAACAACAGCAACAGCGACAGGUGACGGCGUGGAUCGCCGGGCGCUGGGCGUCCAAGGAGGCGGCCAAAAAGGCCUGGGGCGCGCCGUUACUCAGCUUCCGCGAUCUGAGGGUCGGAAUUGAUCCCGACGGCGCCGUCCAUGUCAUCUGCGACACGCGUCUGACAGGUUCGGAUCAUUCCAUCACUGCCUGCAACACCGUGACCGAGCAGACGGCCCAGCUCAGCAUCAGCCACGACGGGGAGUACGCCAUCGCCACGGUUCUGGCGACACCUCUACAUCCAGACAUAUCGGCCGAGCUGGGACGACGGAAGGCCGAGGCCGAAGCAAAGGUUAAAAGGCCUGUACUGUAG